Prorocentrum cordatum is the source of this 3952-nucleotide messenger RNA. The record is from the annotation of a GenBank genome assembly. Lineage: Eukaryota; Dinophyceae; Prorocentrales; Prorocentraceae.
AGUUCUGGCUCAAGCUGACUCGAGUUCGAGGAAACCUGACCGUCUGCAGGCGCCCGGGUGCCAGGAACAGCAGGAGCCUCUCGCGCGGCUCCCGCGCCCUCCACCAUGCACGCGCACGGCCGCUGCGCGGCGCUCGGCGGCGACGCGUGGGUCGUCGGCCUCUCCCUGGGGGCGGGCCACCCAGCAAGGAGCUGUCGGCCGCCCACGCGCCUGCACUUCGUGCUGGACAACAGCGGCAGCAUGGGCAGCAAUUCGCAGCACGCCCAGGAGUGCUUCGCGGAUCUGGUCGACCUCGCAGGCGGGCCCUGUUCGGUGGUGGCCUUCGACUCAAGCGCCCACCUGCUCGGCGACCACUUCCGCACGGCGCAGGAGGUGCGCGCCGCACGUCUGCCCCGCCAGGGCGGCACCAACAUCACGGCUGGCGUCGAGCGCGCCCUCGAGGUCGUCCGCUCGUGCGAGGAGGGGCGCCGCGGCGGCGAGCGCCCCCACCACAUCUUGAUCCUGCUCAGCGACGGCGCUCACAUGGUCGGCCCCCGGCCUCAGGAGCGGCUGCCUGUGCUGGGGUCCCAACUGCGGGCGGCGCUGCCAGCGCUGCGGCUGUCCGUGGUGGUGGUGGGCGUUACGCGCAGUUCCGACACUUCGAUGGGCAUGUUGCUGAAGAGCAGCUUGGAGACCGUGAUGCUGCCCGACCUCGAGCCCAUAUACUUCGCUGCGUCGCCCAGCGAGAUGCGCGGGGUGCUCGGGCAGAUGCACGCUGGCAUGGCGAGCCUCCGCGGGAGCGUCGUGAGCGUCGUGGCGCCAGAGGGCCGCUCGUUCGUGCGCGCGGUGGGCGAGGCCGGCAGCAAGUCCGUGGACCUCCUCGCAGACGCUGGGGAGCAGGGGCUGCUCUGCCUCGGCGCCUCGCCUCCAGAGGAGGUCGAGGUGGACGGCGUCCGCGUGGCCUGUGCAGCCCCUCCCGCGGACGCCGCGGGCUUUGACGCAGGGCUCGCGGCCUCCGCGCUGCAGUCGCUGGUGCACGCCGUGCGUGUGCGGCGCGUGGCCGUCGGUGCCGACGGCGUGCGGACCGCGCUUCGUCAGCUGGGGUCGUGGGUCGCCGCGCUGGAGGAGCGCGCGGCCGCUUCGUGCAGCGGUGCGAGGCUGUCUUUGGCCAAGGCCACCCCCGCGGAGCGUCUCUCGCAGCACCGAGCCCUGCGCGGCGCGGUGCAGGGCGCCCGCGAGCUGCGUAACCAGCUGGUCGAGAUCGAGGCGCACCGGGCGGACGACUCUGCCAGCCAGGCCACCUUCCUGAACGGGGCCAGCCGCAGGUUCGGGGCCAAGGCCCUGCUGCUCGCCGCGCGCAACAAGGAGCGCGCCGGCGGCGACGUGGACCCCGCAGCUCGCCUGCAGGAGUUGCGGAAGGACAUCGCCAGCAUCGCCCCGCGCAUCAGGCUGGCUUUGCGCGAGGACUUCUGUGCCAAGCUGGGCGCGCUGGACGAUCUCGAGCGCGUGCAGCUGCACACGCGCUUGGUGCGGACUCUGCCAGAGCAUGUGCCACGGCAGGCCAUCAGCACCUUGUGCGGAGGCGGGAUCACGGUGGACAUGCUGGCCACUGACCUGGAGGUGGCAGCGCUCGUGGACAGUGGCGUUGCGAUCGAGUCUCUGCUGGCAGUUGCGGGCCAGCUGCGGCAGUCGUUCCUGUCUUUGCAGAGCGCAUGGGAGCAGCUCAAGGACUGGUGCGACCCUGCCACGGAUUCGUGCGGCACGGAGUACCAGCUGCUCAUGUGUUUUGGCGCGCUGGGCUGCCCAAUCGACGUCUCGCGCUGCGACGCCACGCAGAUGGACCCCUACGCCAUGUCCGUGACCCGCGUCCGAGCAGCGCCGGCAGACUCUGCGUCGCUGCUCACUGCGUUGCACUCGGAUCAGCAGGUGGUGCCCCCCGAGGGCGGCGUGCCCUUGCAGGAUCUUCUGGUGCUCGUGGAUCCAGACGUGCCCAACGCUAGCCGACUAGCCGCCAACAGCGCCUUGUUGAGGGAGUCUUACACGUCGGUGGUGCUUUGCCGCGACCUGCACAUGUACACGGGGAACAAGAUGCGUCUCGCUCUGCACGCGCACUCUCUGCUCGCAGCGGUGCAGCCUCCGCCGACUGCUGCGAGCAAGGAGGACCUGCGGGCGCAGCUGCGGCGACAGUACCUCGGUCGUGCUUUCCAGUGCUCCAUGUGUGGCUUCGGCCCCAUCGACCACUUCGCGUGCUCGGACCUGGAGGCACACCACGGCGAGGACGUGGGCGGUGGCGUCAUCAGCAAUGCGUGCCCCAGGUGCCAGUGGUUCUCCCCUGAACUGGCGGACUGGCCCAAGUGGGACGGGUCGCUGCCUCCGGAGGCGGUCAACGGCGCCGAUGCCCCCCAGCCGCGGGCGACGGCGAGCCUGACCGCCGCCUCCGUGGAGAUCGCCCUGCGCAUCUGCUACUCCGCCCGCGCCCUGUCCAGUCCCGCGCAGGACGGCGAGGCCCAGGAGCUGCUGCGCAGGCUGGACGCCUGGGACACCCUCACCGCGGCGGACGGCGUGGAGCACCCGGUGCAGCUGCUGCUGGCGCUGGCGGCGCAGGACGAGGUGCCCGAGGGCGCCCUGGGCCAGGUGCCACUGCUCGCCCUGCUUAAUGAGGUCUGCGCUCGGCGGGCCCGCAGCGACGGCCGCAGGGAGGCGGGCGGGGACGACGCCCGCGCGGCCGCGGCCGCGCGGAAGCGGUGCGAGGCCUUCCUGGGCGUCCACCCCCACACGGCGCCCUGCACGAGGCCGCUGGAGGAGGGCGAGCCGCGGAGCGAGGCGGUGCGGGAGGCGUGCUGCGGCGAGUGGUCCCUGGACGCGGAGGCCUUCGACUUCAAGGCCUGGGUGCGCGAGGCGCUGACGCCCUGGGCCUCCGCCCUCGUCUUCGUGCGCCGGCUCCGGAGCUCGCUCCGCGCCCGCGGCGGCGGGUGGAGGCAGCUCGGCCUCGACCUGGAGAGGGGCCCCGCGGCGUGGGCGGACGUGGCGCGGGAGCUGCAGAGGCCCUUCUGCGCCCAGGGCGAGCUGUGCGCCCUGCUGGGCGUCCGGCGCCCCGGCGACGCCCCCCGCGUGCUCGCCACCGUGGCUGCGCAGGCGUUCCUGCACGGCUCCUCGCAGCUCCGCCGGACCGCCGCCGCGGGGGGCGCCCUGCGGGAGCCGCUGGGCGACGUGCGCGACGGCGACACGCUGCGGGGGCUCUGCGUGGACCUGCGCAUGGCGAUCUACGAGGAGCGCGGGAGAUCCGAGGCUGGCGCUGCGCUUGGGUCGGCGGCGGCCGGCGACGGCGGCGGGGACGACGAUUUCAAUUUCUUGGCCAGCGCCGGCGCCUGCGGCGGCGGGCGGCGGUGGCGGGGAGCGUCGACGAGGAGCGCGUGGCCGCGAAGAUGCGCGAGUGGAGCGUCGUGGGCGCGUCUCUGGUCUACCAGCGUGCCAGGGUCGCCGACCUGUCGCAGUACGCCGGGCUCCUCGGCAGCGGCCACACCCACGGGCUGGACAAGCCCACGUUCUGGGGCCUGUGGCGGGCGGCCCGGGCAGGGGGCGCAGACGCGGAGAACGCGAGGCUGUUCUUGAGCCGGUCGAACGCCGGCUUCGUGAACAAGCACGGCCGGUGAUUGCACUUGUUCGGCGCUGCUGAGGUUGGCGGGGAGAGGAGAGAGAGAGAGAGAGCGCGCCGCGUGUCCCCACGCUCCCCCGAUGUACAGUCGCCGGAUCAGUUGUUGUACAGAAGCCAGUCCGGCAGCCGAGGGGCGGGCAGGGAAUCUAGCGGAGUGCCGAUUCCCGAGGACAAGAAAUGCACGCUCCAAGGAAUCCAAUGGGGGGGGGCCGUGUUGGUUGGCCCCUGGUGCGAUGUCGCUCUUCGCCAGGGUGCAAAAGGGUCUCUUCGCAUCGGCAACUUGCACCAAUUUUCGUCUCUCUCUCUCUCUCUCGCUCG